Molecule: messenger RNA, 273 nt
Organism: Paramecium tetraurelia
Lineage: Eukaryota; Ciliophora; Oligohymenophorea; Peniculida; Parameciidae
Exons: 2
Source: RefSeq, a predicted model, not a curated record
AUGGGUUGUUUAUAGUCUAGAAAUCAGUAACUUAUUGAGGAACAAAAGGAGUAAGCAGCUAUGAAUGAAUAAGACAAGAAUAACAAUUUGGAUUUGGUGAGUUGUCCAUGUUCAGAAAGUGAUAAUAGUUAAAACAAAACGACAAAUAGAGUGUCUAUAGAGGAAUGUAGGAAUUCUUUUAAUCGAAGCAUUGACCUGAUGCAAGAUAUCAAUAAAAAAUUGGAAGCAUUUUCAGGAAAGGAUUCAGAUCUAUCAGAUAGUGAAUUAGAAUGA